AUGCACAGACAUUUUCAGAACAUGGCUCGUUUAAAAGUACAGAACAAAAAUACAAAAGCUCAUCACGAAGAAAAGAAAAGAAGGCAGCGCGAAGCUAUGAGAAGGCUACGUGAAUCAAGGCGACAGGAUCCAGAGAAGUAUGAAGAAGACAAGCGAAAAGAACGGGAACGGUAUUACCGGAGAAAAGAAGCAGGCCAAAUUUAA
Molecule: messenger RNA, 204 nt
Organism: Acanthoscelides obtectus
Lineage: Eukaryota; Metazoa; Arthropoda; Insecta; Coleoptera; Chrysomelidae
Source: the annotation of a GenBank genome assembly